Psylliodes chrysocephalus is the source of this 1536-nucleotide messenger RNA. NCBI's taxonomy places the organism in Eukaryota, Metazoa, Arthropoda, Insecta, Coleoptera, Chrysomelidae. The record is from the annotation of a GenBank genome assembly.
UCAGUUUUUACGAAGAAUAACUGUUUCUCCUAAAACUAAAAAUGAAUCAGUUUUCUAUAAGUAAACUAGUAGAUUGUCAUUGUAUACUUUAUAGACGUAUUAAAAUAUAUUGCAAAGUAGGUGUCGACAUGUCGACAAUGAAUAAUUAGAUAGCAAAAAAUCUGCGAAAUUGGAAGGAGAUAAAAAGGAAACAUUUAGUACAAAAUAAAUGUGGAAAUACUAGGUACUCGUCAUAAAUUAUUGGCAAAAGCGGUUUUUAAAACACAGGCACGAAUAAAUAGAAAUUAUUCUAUUAAUUAAUUAGAUGGGUGUUUCUUAGUUUUGUGACUGUUUAAUUUGAAUGCAUUACAAUUUUAAAUAUAUUAAGGAUUGAAAAUGAGAUUCAUGGAGCAUAGAAUUAUAUUACACAAUUAAAGUAACUAGUCAUCCAAUAAGUAGAAUGGGUAUUAUACUUUCAGUAUUGGGUAUAGAAGAACCAACUUCAUAUGAAAACCCUCAGAAGAAAAUAUUAGCUACAUUGUAUGGAAUACAAAUAAGUUUAGCGCAUUUGUUAAAUGUUUUAAUAAGUAUUUUUGUUGUUGUUCUAAUAAUUCUCUUAGAAUGUGGGGUAAUACCAUCUGUGAUACAAGGAUUUUAUUGUAGAGAUCCAUUAAUAUCACACAAAUACAAAGGAGAUACAAUUACCACAGAAACUCUGGGAGUAUUAGCAGUCCUAGUUCCACUUUUAAUAAUCACAAGUACCGAAUUACUGGCCCAUCAAUCGUUCAAAAAAAUCAAUGUCUAUACCGUGGUUUUUUAUAUGCAAGAAUGUACAGUUGGAGCUGUGUUAGUACUACUGCUGACUUCGAUAGCUAAAGUGAUAGUUGGUGAACAUAGGCCGCAUUUUUUCGAUAUGUGCCAACCUGAUACAGCCGUCAAUUGUACUAUUGGAGAAUUUAUAGAAACCUACAAAUGUACGAAUACUGCAAAAUUUAGUUAUUUGGAUUUAGUUGAUGCGUCGUUAUCUUUUCCUUCAGGUCAUUCGUCUGUUUCUUGGUUUUUGGGUAUAUAUUUAUGUUUUGUUAUUCAUAUCAGAACAAUAACGAUAAACGUUGGAUAUGUUAUGAAGCCUUUUUUGAUCUCAAUAGCUCUGACAUUGUCUCUGGUGUGUUCACUAUCUAGAAUAACUGAUAGACGACAUCACUGGUGGGACGUUCUAGCAGGAAGUAUUUUAGGUAUACUUGUUGCGUUGUAUUACAUAGUCGUCGUUAGUGAGAAAAUUAAGAAAAAUGAUCCAAUUUUGCGAAGUUACAGUUUAGCGGAAGAUAUACCGGGUAUGCAGCUUUCGCGUAAUAAUCUGGAGACAUCCAGCAAUGUUACUUUUUAAAGUGUCUGUUAGGGUAAAGUAGAAGAAGAUAAUGCUGCAGUAGCAAACUUGAAACCGACUUUAAUAAUAAGGAACAAUGACUGUUUUAAUUUAUGUUUGUAUAGUUAAUUAAAUAAAAAUAAUUUUUAAUACUGAAUGAAGUAUGUAACUUUUGAUCACGUCCUGCCGUU